AUGAUUGGCAUACGAAUAUUGAGAAAACGUUCUGUCUUGACCGCCGUAUUUCUAUUUUCACUUGUCUAUUUCAUUGCAAACAUAAUAAUAAGAAUAGUAAGUUUUGAGUGCACAUCACAAAAAGCCAUUGAUUGGAAAGUUGGACCAAAAGAUGGAAAUGAGACAGCAGAAGUCUGCAGAAAUUCAGUUCAGGGUUGGACUUGGAUCGUAGAUGAGCAAGGUUACGUAUGCUCUCGUUCAUCUGUUCUACCAAAUGGUUGUUGUCCUCAAUCCAGUGUCAGAUUUUCAUGUCAGAGUUGUCAGAUGAAUUGCUGUUGUGCUGUUUUUGAGUACUGUGUUUCGUGCUGCAUGCAACCAGAUAAGAAAAUGAAGUUACGCAAAACAUUCGUGAGACUCGCUCGAGCAUUUCCAUAUCUCUUCUCUAGUGUCAACGAUGUCUUUGAAUUGUGUCUGUCCAAAUGCAGAACAUCAUCUCACAGUCUGCAACAUGAGAAUACCUACAGGGAUCCACUCAUGAAAUUUUGCUACGGUAGUGACCUACCUGCCCUUCAAAUCACGUGA
Messenger RNA from Helobdella robusta, 561 nucleotides. RefSeq lists its product as hypothetical. NCBI's taxonomy places the organism in Eukaryota, Metazoa, Annelida, Clitellata, Rhynchobdellida, Glossiphoniidae. The transcript is spliced from 7 exons. Gene Ontology annotation, biological process: positive regulation of SREBP signaling pathway. The record is from RefSeq and is a predicted model, not a curated record. The coding region runs from base 1 to 561 and encodes 186 amino acids.